Messenger RNA from Etheostoma spectabile (orangethroat darter), 2233 nucleotides. RefSeq names its product basic leucine zipper nuclear factor 1 (gene blzf1). The record is from RefSeq and is a predicted model, not a curated record. NCBI's taxonomy places the organism in Eukaryota, Metazoa, Chordata, Actinopteri, Perciformes, Percidae. Gene Ontology annotation, biological process: Golgi to plasma membrane protein transport; Golgi organization. Bases 256 to 1461 code for a protein of 401 amino acids. Gene Ontology annotation, cellular component: Golgi membrane. The transcript is spliced from 6 exons.
ACCGUUAGCAAGGUAACGUUUAGCUAACCAGCUAAGUUAGCUACCGUUAUCGUGGAAGAUUAGCUAACGUUAUCAGUACCUCAGCUGUUCAACCUGACCUUUGACCAGCGGCCGUCUUUCAUCGCCGUCACUAACACUGAAGGCUAGGCAUGUUCACAACAAAACCCUGUCUCCAUUGUUAAUUGUCACAGGACGACGAGUCGCCUGGUUUCACCUGAACUACUGUCUUCCUUCUCAGCUAACACCACCUCCACCAUGACUGCUGCUGUCAGAGGCCCUGCCAGUGUGCCUAUCCGAGGCACUGGCGAUGGCAUGGAAACUGAAAAACCGCCCGCCAUCCUGGAGGUAAACACGGAGACACUGCCACCAGGCCCGCCUGCAGUUCUCCUUCUGAAGGUGGCUAGCCCCAAACACUGUCCCAAAUCUACCCAUCCCACUCCCCCCCAGCCUCUCGGGGUGCUCCACCUCGGCAGGGUGAGUCGAGAGGCCUGCACAGAGGUGGAUGCUGUGAGGAUCAUCGUCCCACGUGCUGCUAUUAGCCGGCACACCCGUACAAGACCUGCGGAGGGUAAAGGGGAGGCUGGGCAACAGACUGAGGAGCAGGGCUCUCCCCCGCUGCCUCUGGUGGAGGACUGGAGAGGACAGCUGGAUAAGCUGCAAAACUCUGAACGCAGGCUGCUGCAGGACAAGGAAGGGCUUUCCAAUCAGCUCCGUGUGCAGACAGAGGUGAACCGGGAGCUGAAGAAACUGCUGGUGGCGUCGGUGGGUGAUGACCUUCAGUACCACUUUGAGCGUAUGUCACGGGAGAAGAACCAGCUGAUUCUGGAGAAUGAGACUCUAGGCCGGAGUCUGGCACACACCGCAGAGCAGCUGGAGCGAAUGAGUAUCCAGUGUGAUGUUUGGAGGAGCAAGUUCUUGGCCAGCAGAGUCAUGGCAGAGGAGCUGACGAACGCCAGAGCAGCGCUGCAGAGACAGACCAGGGAGGCCCAAGGAGCUAUCCAGGACCUGCUGUUAGAGAGAGAAGAGUUCUCCAGCAACAUGGUUCUCACUCACAGAUCUCUGGAGCAGCUCCUGGUGUCCCUGCAGUGGGGUAGACCGCAGACGUACUACCCGAGUGCACAGCCCCUCAGCACAGGAGAGCUGGCGGCAGCCAAUCACAAGCUAGCAGACGCCAUCAACUCCCACCUGCUGGGUAACACCAGCAGCGUGGUGAAGAGCAGCAGUGCUACGGCGGAGCAGCUCUGCAGCACUCCGGCCGAGAAGAUGGCCGAGAAGGUGCUGAAGAAUUUAGAUCCAAUUUCCUGUUCAGAAAACACAGCAGACCCUCCGCUCAGGGACUCCACCCCCUCAAACUGUCUCAGCAUUAAGAAGAGCAUCGGCAGGUUUCACCCAUAUACCCGUUAUGAGAACAUUACUUUUAACUGCUGCGAGCGCUGCACUGGAGACAUCCUGGUGCUGUAGGGGUGGAGGAUCAGCAAAACGUCCCCCUUUGGCACCAAUGCAGCAUCACAGCUUCUUACGAAUGACUGAGAUCUGAAGAGGAGUGUACUCUGGGGGAUAUUGCUGUUGUGUCAACUUCUACUCCUUCACUCCACACCAAAAGUUUGCUUCUCCAGCAAAUGUUUCUUUUCUAUCAGCUACCCACUUUAGUGCAUUGCAUCUCUGGUCUUUGGAUUUCCACAAUUUCAGAUGUUUUUAAACUUGAUCAACCUGCUGUUCAUUUUGCUCGCUUUAACCUAAAAAAAAAGUUUGUUCAGGGAUCAUGAUGAAAACAAUGCAUAUUAGAGCCAUUCUAGUCGGGUUUAAACUAUGGUAAAUGUAUUUAUUGUGAGGUCAAGAUGAGUCAGUAUUAUGUGGUGAACAGACAGUGUCUGCUUAUUCAAACUUGAAUAUAAGGCUUGUGUAUAAAUUGUUAAUUACAUAAUCCUACUGUAUAAUAAGUCAAUGUGCAAACAAUCGAGCAAACAGGCUUUAUUGAUAUGUUAACAUUGAGCUAAGUGUACAGUCCCACAUGCUCUGUACCUGUAUGAGCGAUGAUGCCUCUAUACUGCAGGGGUGUCCCAAUUUCUCAGUAUGAUGGUGCUAUUGUAUUGAAUUAAUAUAUUUUGUACAAUGCAUGCUGCAAAGGCGUGGAUUAUUUUGGGAGUGAUUGAUGGUACUACAAUAGAUUACUAUUGUACACACUUGUAUGGUGUUGGAAAGAAAAAUGUAAAGCAACAGUUAAAAAAAAAAA